This is a messenger RNA of Auanema sp. JU1783, 399 nucleotides long. The record is from the annotation of a GenBank genome assembly. Lineage: Eukaryota; Metazoa; Nematoda; Chromadorea; Rhabditida; Rhabditidae.
AUGAGUGAAGUGACCUCUUAUUCUGAUAACUUACAAGAGCUGGCUGUCUCUGAUUCCACUGAAGAACCGAUAACAUCUGAAGAGCCAUCGUUACCUUUGAAAUUGAAAUCUCAAGCGAGGCGACGUAAGACAAGAGUUCUUUUCUCCGAAAAACAGAUCAGCCGAUUAGAGGCUCUUUUUCAACGACAGCAGUAUGUGUCAGCAUUAGAGAGACAUAACCUUUCGCAGGAACUUGAUAUGACCUCUAAUCAAAUCAAAAUUUGGUUCCAAAACAGGCGUUAUAAGAAUAAGCGAUUGGCACAAGAUUGUUCAUUGAAAUUGAGUCAACUAUCAUAUGAGCCGAUACUUAACUCAAUUAUUCCUCUUGGAAUGAAUGUAUUUGAUAAUUGGCUGAAUUAG